CCCUUUCCACAAUGCUGCUUUCCAGCAUCUCCUUCCCCAGUCUAUACAGACAGCAGGGGUUGCCCCAUCCCAGGUGCAGAAGCCAGCACCUAUCUUGGUUGAAUUUCAUACAGCUGAUAAUUUCCCAUCUCUCUAAUUUGUCAAGGUAUCUUUCCAGGAUCUCUCUCCUUUAAGGGAGUCACCAGCUCCUCCCAGUUUUGUAUAAUUUGUGAAUUUACUUAGCAUUCUUUCCAGUCCUAAGUACAAGUGAUUUAUGUUGAGGAACACAGGGCCAAGGAUGGAGCCCUGUGGAGCCCACUGGUGACAAGUCACCAUUCACUCUAACCCUUUGUGCCCCACCUAUGAGUCGGGUGCUCAGCCAUCACAGGAUGUGUUUAUCCAGCUGUGAACUGGGAAUUUUGUCCAGAAAGAUCCUGUGAGAGACAGUAUCAAAAGCUUUGCUGAAGUGCAAAAAGAUAAAAAUAACAUGCCCUGGCUUCCCUUGAUCAGCUAUGUGGGCUACCUUGUCAUGAAAGGUAGUUAGGUUUGACAAGCAGGACUUUCCCCAGAUGAAGCCAUGCUGGCUUUGAUCAAUGAUUACAUUGUCCUCCAGGUGUUUUUCAGUACCUCCCAGAAGAAUCUUUUCUCUGAUUUUAUCAAGCACUGGAAGUGUGUUUGACAGACCUGUAAUUUCCAGGCUCCUCUUUCUCACCCUUCUUGAAAAUCAGGACCUCUCUGGAUUCCCAAGACUGCUCAAAAAUCAUCCAGAAAGGCUUUGCAGUGACACCAGCCAGCUUUCUGGGCAUUCUCUGAUGAAUCCCUCAACAGAUUUGUAGGGAUCCAGAUGGAGCAGCAGAUCCCACACGUGUUCAGAGUCAAAGGAGAGUUGAUCAUUCUCGCAGUCGUGAGAGAGAUUUGGGAGUGCCACAAGGUAAAGAAAGGCUUUAAAAACAUAACUUCAUAGAUCCUUGGAUUUUUAUGAUGCAGCUGAGUGUUUUCUGAACCUUCCUGAUUUAAAGUUGUAAGGCUUACUGCCAAUAUGCAAUGACUGAAGGGAAUGUAAGAGGAAUGGUACCACAGCUGCCACUUUUGUCUCCUGGACUAUCCAAAUGUCAGGAGGAGCCUCCAUGAAAAAUGCAAGUGAUAACAGAACUGACAAGGAUGGCCUGAUGACACAUUUUGGUUCUAUGAACCUGAAGUGAAAUGAAGCCAUCCAACAUUUUGGCAUGCAAGGCAUAACUCCAAAAGGCUGCAUCAGAUGACUGUGGUAUGUAACCAGCAUUCCUCAGGAUGAAAAGGCAGCAUCUGAGAGUCUUUGUGGCCCUCAAGCCAAGACAAGGAAAAAGUAGGAGCUGGGCAAAACACAUUCCUCAGGAACCCAUACUGUUGUGCACAUCUCUGUAUUUUUUCCAUGGCAGACACUGUUGGCUUGCAAAUCUCACCAGAUGCCUGUGGCAUUUUAGGAGCAUCCAAUCAAGCCAUCCUGUAUGAGGCAGUCACUACACUUGGUAUUCUAGUUGCCAUCGAGAUUGUUACUUCGUGUGAUCUCAUGUAAUCACCUGCACUCCCUCUAGACAGAGAUUUACUAACAAGGAGAAACUUCCACCUAUUUUUCCUGCUCAGUGAUGGCACUGAGCUUCGUGGCUAUGGGAAAUGUAAGACUGGCAAUGUUUAUGACAUCAGGAGACAAAAUCUCUUUGAAAGCAUGUAAAUAUUGGUAAAUUGAACCAUUUCAAAAGGAAUGGGAAACUUGUAGCCAGCCAGAGCCAUGGAGGCCUACAAAAAAACUGCUUUUUGGGAUACUGCACUUCUCUGGUCAGCAUCGCACAGUGCCUCGUUCAGCCCAAUGCAAUAUCCAGUCCAACCAAGCCAUACUAGGACUCCUCAAAGGCUCAUUUCCCAACUUAAUCUCUUUCUCUAAUCAUCAUACCAGAUUUUAAAUACUAAAAGCUAUGGUCUCUGAACUAACUUUUCCAUCUCAGAUGGCCUGCCCUGACCAGACCUGCCAACAGUGCCCAAUGGCAAAGGUCUGGAGCUUGACCUUCCCUGGCUCUCUAGAGGACACAACCCAACUAGGGCUCUCAGGCAGGGAAAACAAUCACCUGGCUUCCCCCUUUUGCCUUCCCUUGUGCCAUGGCCCAGACGAUGGCAGGACCCAGCCAGCAUCACAGGGAUGUGCCCUGCCCUCGAAGGUGGUGCCCUUUGUGACAGCAGUCUGGUGUACAGUGGCUGUUUGUGAUGCAGUGCUCUAGAAGAGCACCUCCCUCAGGAAGCAGCAGCUGCCCAGGGCAAUGCUGACAGGUCUGCAGCAGAGGAUGCUAAAGACAACCAUGGAGAAGGAGGAGCAGCUGGGAGCAUGGCCAGCACAGGCAUGUGGCUUCGUUGUAUCAGCUUCCCUGAGCGAUGCAGGUGCAAGGACAGGCCACCAGCAACAAGCAGCACAGCAGGAGCCACUAGGGCUAUCAGUGUGCAUUGAGUGCUACCAAAGUGCUACAUGGCUGUGGGGGCACAAGAAGCAGGGGCCUUUUGUGAGGGAGAUCAUCGUGUCCUUUAAGAGGAGCCCUCCCGAGGACCUGGACGGAAGCUGCCCAGCCAGAAGCACAUGCAGACCGGCCCACCUCUGGAAAGCCACCCAGCCACAGCAGCAGGAUGGCCUGGAGGACAGGGAGGUACAACAGCCAGAAAGCCAAGGACAGGGUUUCUCUCUGAGGUGCUCUGGGGGACUCAACGACACAUCUAUGCAGGUAAUGCAGGAGCAGCUAGGAGCCCAAGCUCCAAUCAUCAAGCCAGUGGCCUUGAUCAGGGAACAGAAGCAUGAAAAUGCCACUGAUGCAGAGCUGUCUGAGGAAGAGGAAUGGGCAGAUGCCAUAGACACAGAGCUCUCAGAGGAAGAAGAAUGGGAAGAUGCCAUUGACACUGAGGUGUCAGACAAGGAGGAAUGGCAAGAUACAAUAGGCACAGAACUGUCUCAAGGAAUAGAUGCUGUUGAGUCACCUCCUGUCCACCACCAGGUCAGCUCCUUGGGCUUGGAGGACAACACUGAACCAAGGGAGGGUCCCAGCUUCCCCAGCAGUGUGGGCAGAGAGGCUGCAGGAGAGGCAGCUGACAAACUGCUGAGAGCAUCUCCUGCCCCAGCAAGUGCCCAGCUGGCUGAUUCUGCCCUGCUUGUAGCUCCCAAAGAAGAGGAGCAUCAUACGCCUCUCAAACAUGGGGAGGCAGAGCUACCAGCUUCUUCUGCCCCUGUGGAGGCUGCAAGAGCAGCAGGGGCAGAGAACCAGGCACCUGCUCCACAUGGCCCCACAGCCGAUGGCCCAGCUCAGGUGGACACAGCCCAGUCCAUGGAGGCUGAGGGCCUGGAUAAGGCUGUGCUUAUAGUCCAAGGACUUGAUGAGCCAUCAAGAGAAAUGUGGGGCCAGGAACAAAGCAAGGACAAGGUGACAGGAGACAAAGUUUCAUCAGAGGGGCCAGAGAAUCUGGAAGCUGGCCCGCAGAGCCCCACAACUGAUGCUCCACUACUGCUGAACUCAGCUGAUUACAUCAGAACUGAGAUCAUUAAGAGGGCCUGGCUUAUGAUCCAGGAACCUGUACAGGAGCUAGAAAAAGAGUGGGAGCAGGAAAGAAGCAUGGAUGAGGCAACAGCAGCAACAGCCAGAGCAGAGGGGCCAGAGAGCCCACCACAUGCCCCACAUAGCCCCACAGUCGACACCCCGCUUCUGCUGGACAUGGCUGACUACAUCAGGACAGACGUUGUUAAGAGGGCCUGGCUUAUGAUCCAGGAACCUGUCCAGCAGCCAGAAGAAAAGUGGGAGCAGGAAGGAAGCGGGGACAAGGUGACAACAGCAACAGCCAGAGCAGAUGGGCCAGAGAGCCCACUACAUACCCCAUACAGCCCCCCAGUCAGUAACCCACCUCUGCUGGACAUGGCCAAGUACGUCAGAGCUGAGAUUGUAAAGAAGGCCCAUCAUUUGGUCCAGAGACCUUUCCAAGAAGUGAAGGAGCAGCAGGACCGGAAACAAAGCUCAGAUGAAGCAAUUGCAGGACCUGCAGGAUGUGCCUACAGCCUUCUUGCCUCUACUGUCAUCAACACCCCAGCCCAUGAGGGAUGGCUGAGCCAUGCCCUCAGACUGCGGCACAGGAGAGAGGCAGAAGCGGGAACGAACAGCCGAUACCACAGACCUGCAGGACACAGCCCAGGAGAUCAGAACUGAGAUACUGCGCAAGGCUAUGCUCGUGGUCCAAGGAUUCCAGACUAUGGAACAGCAAGAUCGGUGGAACAGCAAGACCAAAGGAGCAGGCAGAAGAACAGAGAGAGCUGGAAAAGGGCCCAGGUUAGAUGAUGAGAGUUACAGACACAUUUAGGAUUUGAUGUAGACAAAUUUUGAUGCUAAUAAAAGUUGUUACUUUACCAACAGUG
Molecule: messenger RNA, 4393 nt
Organism: Vidua macroura (Pin-tailed whydah)
Lineage: Eukaryota; Metazoa; Chordata; Aves; Passeriformes; Viduidae
Exons: 2
Coding region: 2271-4187 (638 amino acids)
Source: RefSeq, a predicted model, not a curated record